AUGGCAAGCAUACCGGUCGCGGGUGGUUCGCUCAAGAAGGCCGAGAAAAGCGCGAGCUCGCCUGUAGCGCCAACAGCUCACGCAGCAGCGGUCCAGGAAAAUGAGCGCUCGGUCAAACUGCGCAGUUGCAUCGUAUGUCGGAGUCGCAAAGUACGGUGCGAUAAGCAAUCUCCAUGUUCAAACUGUCGCCGAGCAAAUAUUGCCUGUACCGUGCCGUCGAAGGAUCGGCCGCCUCGAUGGGCUCGCCGUCUUGUGCAACCAGGAUCAAUAGAUGUGAUGGAAAGGAUCCAAUCACUAGAGGCGCUUGUUAAGAGACUGAGAAAUCAGCUUGAUGAGGCUCAUGCUCAGAUCAAUAACUCCAACAGUGCUUCGCCCUCUGUGCAUUCUUUGGACGGUCCAAUCCUAGGCAGAGUCGGUUCGCCGCCGUCUCAUUCGGAGAGUGCACCACUGCAGAUUGGACGACUUGUGCUUGAGGAUGCGAACCAAAGUCGCUAUCUUGGGAGCGGAUUCUGGGCCAGUAUCACUGAUGAGUUGAAUGACUUGCGCACUGUCACCGAAGGUGUAUCUUUCGAUGAGGGCGAAUCCUCAGACGAUGAUUUUGAGUCACCAACAAAACAACUUUCGACCGCGGAAAGCGAACGGCCGCCGGAGGAUCGAAAUGCGUUCGUCUUCCGCCGCACCUCAAUACCACACAGCCCGGACCUUCGUGACUUGCAUCCCCUUCCCUCACAGAUUCCUUUUCUCAUAAAUGUUUUUUCCGAGAAUGUCAACUUUCUUUUACAAACGGUGCAUGAACCCACUCUCUCAAGAAUGAUCAGAGACUUACGUGGCAACCUCGCAAGUCUCGACCCUGCUACUGAGGCACUUAUGUUUUCCAUCUACUACGGUGCCGUGACUUCUAUGGAAGAAGACGAUGUGCUGGUCAAUUUUGGCUCUUCGAAGGCCGAAUUAAAUAUAAAGUAUCGGCUAGGCCUUGAGAACGCCCUUGCCAAGGCUGAUUUUCUCAGCGCGCCCAAUCUCCUCCUUGUGCAGGCACUGGUCAACUUUCUUGCCCUUGCUCGUCGACAUGACAGUCCUCGAUAUGUGUGGAUGAUGGUGGGACUUGCGAUCAGAAUGGCCAUGUCUCUUGGCCUUCAUCGCGACGGAACAAAUUUCCCCGGGCUUUCUCCGUUUGAAAUUGAGAUGCGGCGACGAGUCUGGUGGGCAUUAUGCAUGCUUGACGUGAGGGCGUCUGAAGAUCAAGGCACCGAAUUCACCAUAGCCGUGGAUAGUUUUGACACCAAGUUACCAGAAAAUAUCAACAACCAGGAUAUCCAACCAGACAGCCCGGAAACACCGGUGGAGCGUGACGGAUUGACAGACAUGUCUAUCUUCCGUAUCUUCAUCAAGAUGACUGAAUUGAUGAAACGAAUGGUCGUCGGUGAAUCGACAGCUCUCAGUUUUGAGACAAAAGACAACAUGCUGCAGGAAAUGUAUCAAAUUGUGGACGAAGGGUUCUUACGCCAUUCAGCAAAGAGUGACAUACAGCAUUGGACCGUGGUGAUUGUUUCACGAUUGACAAUUGCCAAAAUGACUCUUUUCAUCUACCUGCCGUCUCUCUUUUCCCGCUCGAGGGACAAUUUGUCUGCGCUCGUUCGAACCAAGCUUCUCGUCGCGGCAAUCGAAGUUGCGGAAUACAACCACGCUCUGAACCAUGAACAAGCUUGCCGACAAUGGCGCUGGAUCUUCCAAACCUACACUCAUUGGCAUGCGAUUGUCUAUAUGCUGCUUGAGGCUUCACGCCGACCCUGGUGUCCUCUUGUCGAGCGCGCCUGGACUGCUCUGCACAGCAUCUGGCUGAUUCCACAGCAGUCAAAUUUGCGCAAAAACAUGCGGGUUUGGUUUCCUUUGCGCAGCUUGAUGCAGCACACACAGCGGCAUCGAGAAGCCGAGAUUCAAAGGCUACGAUCUGACCCGCUCGCGACCGAACGACUGGAACGAGAAUACGAGGCUGCUCCGAUUCCGUCAAGUGAUGCUAUUUUCUCGCAAUCUUCAAGCAACUUCGUAGAUCCGUCACUUGAACAUUGGCGAUACAUUAUGUACUCAUCCGAAAUUGACAUUUCAUACUCAUCAGUCAAUCCAGGAUCAACGGCUGCAGACCAUGUUGAAAUCAAACCUCUGUCAGUUCCAACGGAAGAGUGGCCAAAUCCAAUUCAUCUGGCUACACCCUACGCCCACCUCUCGCUUCCGGGCCAUCCUGAACAGUCGCCGCUCAAUACUGCUGAUCCGUUCGACCUUAGGAUCUUCGAAAGUCCUGCUACAGGCGCCCUAAGCGACAGUAUUGACUUUGAUGUGAACAUUGACUGGCACUCAUGGGUUCAGUCGGCUCAGGGGGUGGAAUUAGACUCGCAUCAGAAGCCGACUGAAGGAUGA
This is a messenger RNA of Penicillium diatomitis, 2412 nucleotides long. RefSeq lists its product as uncharacterized. Bases 1 to 2412 code for a protein of 803 amino acids. Gene Ontology annotation, molecular function: DNA-binding transcription factor activity, RNA polymerase II-specific; zinc ion binding; DNA binding. The transcript has 2 exons. The record is from RefSeq and is a predicted model, not a curated record. Lineage: Eukaryota; Fungi; Ascomycota; Eurotiomycetes; Eurotiales; Aspergillaceae. Gene Ontology annotation, biological process: DNA-templated transcription; regulation of DNA-templated transcription.